CUUGUUAUUAAAAAAUAUUUGCUCGAGCCUGUUCGAAUUAAAUGAUUGUCUUGUCUCAAUAUAAUAUCCUUCCUUUUGUGUUUCUGUGUGUUGUAGUUUAAAAGAGAAACAAACUUAUUAUACGGGUUCAGAGCAUAGCCGUGGCGUGGACACAGCUGGUCAUUUUAUAGACGGAAGGAAUAUACUGCGACUUUGACGCUUGAGUUUGCGUUUACAUUCAAAAAUGCCAAGCGAAAUAAUUACUUUGCAGCUGGGCCAAUGCGGCAAUCAAAUUGGGUUCGAGUUUUGGAAACGUCUGUGCCUGGAACAUGGCAUUUCGCCAAGCGGCGUUCUAGAGGACUUCGCUACCGAUGGCAUGGACCGCAAAGAUGUGUUCUUCUACCAGGCCGAUGAUGACCACUACAUACCGCGUGCGGUGCUUCUUGACUUGGAGCCGAGGGUGAUCAAUACAAUAAUGGGCUCUUCAUAUGCAAAGCUCUACAACCCAGAGAACGUGUAUUUAUCAAAGCAUGGUGGCGGCGCUGGCAAUAAUUGGGCGUCUGGCUAUAGUCAGGGCGAUAAGUUGCAGGAGGAAAUAUUUGACAUAAUCGAUAGAGAAGCCGAUGGAAGUGAUUCCCUUGAAGGAUUCAUACUCUGUCAUUCCAUUGCCGGUGGUACUGGCUCUGGCAUGGGGUCCUUUAUCAUGGAGCGCCUGGCAGACCGUUAUCCGAAGAAACUCAUACAGACCUUCAGUGUGUUUCCCAAUCAGGAUGAGAUAAGCGAUGUUGUUGUUCAACCAUACAACUCAUUGCUGACACUGAGACGUUUAACCAGUGCGGCGGAUAGUGUGGUCGUCCUGGACAACACGGCCCUGAAUCGCAUAGCUUGCGAUCGCUUGCACAUCCAGAAUCCCAGCUUCUCCCAAAUCAACAAUCUAGUGUCCACCAUUAUGAGCGUGAGCACAACCACAUUGCGUUACCCUUCGUAUAUGAACAACAAUCUCAUCGGGCUUAUGGCGCCCUUGAUACCCACACCCCAGUUGCACUUCCUUAUGACGGGCUACACGCCUUUGACCAGCGACUCGGACGUCAACAAUCAGCAAGCGGUCAAUAUUCGCAAAACGACCGUCUUGGAUGUAAUGCGUCGUCUACUGCAGCCCAAAAACAUGAUGGUGUCCACUGGUCCCGACAAGACAAAUCAUCAUUGCUACAUAUCUAUACUUAACAUUAUCCAGGGCGAGGUGGAUCCUAGCCAGGUGCACAAGUCACUGCAGCGCAUUCGUGAUCGGAAGAUGGCCCAGUUUAUACCCUGGGGACCAACCUCUAUCCAGGUGGCCCUGUCCCGCUCUUCGCCCUACGUGCAAAGCAACCAUCGCGUCUCUGGCCUGAUGUUGGCCAACCACACCAGCAUCUGCUCGCUAUUUGAGCGGGCACUGAAUCAAUACGACAAGCUACGCAAACGUGGCGCUUUUCUAGAUCAAUUCCGACGCGAAGACAUCUUCAAAGACGAUCUCACCGAGCUGGAUGAGUCCCGUGAGACAGUUGACAGCCUUGUUCAGGAGUACGAGGCAGCCACGCGCAGUGACUACAUGCAAUUCUCGUUCAAACGUGCCCCAGGAGAUUCCAAGUCGGAGGAUGCAAAGUCUGGGGGCGAUCAUUAAAAUCACCUAUCUCGUGACAAACGCGUGCCAUGAAACCACAAACAAUUUUUGUUUUUAGUACUUGUAGCUCCGGACACGAAAGAAUUUCAAAUCCUUUAAGUAUUAACCAGCACAAUGUACCUACUACGAGUAGAUAUUUUGUAGAUACAGCUUAUCUGUACUUAAAUGUUACCAGUUCGUUAACAAUCGUUCUUGUGCUAAUAAAAUUACAAAG
This is a messenger RNA of Drosophila obscura, 1853 nucleotides long. It is a transcript of the gene gammaTub23C, whose product is annotated as tubulin gamma-1 chain. The record is from RefSeq and is a predicted model, not a curated record. The transcript is spliced from 3 exons. NCBI's taxonomy places the organism in Eukaryota, Metazoa, Arthropoda, Insecta, Diptera, Drosophilidae. Gene Ontology annotation, molecular function: GTP binding; structural constituent of cytoskeleton. The coding region runs from base 224 to 1639 and encodes 471 amino acids. Gene Ontology annotation, biological process: mitotic sister chromatid segregation; microtubule nucleation; mitotic spindle organization. Gene Ontology annotation, cellular component: microtubule; spindle; gamma-tubulin complex.